CAACGAGCCCGGCUCCAGUCCGUUCCCCUUCUCGGCUUCGGAUCCUCCCAUUUCCCCCACAGCCGGCGGCGAGAAAUCGAAUCGAGCGCGAGCAGCCGGCGGCGAUGGCGUGGCGUGGCACCCUGUCCAGGAGCGUGAAGGAGAUCCGCGUCCUCUUCUGCCAGUCCUCCCCGGCCAGCGCCGCCGCCAGGGAGUUCGUGAAGAAGAACUACGGGGACAUCAAGUCGCGCAACCCCUCCCUCCCCUUCCUCGUGCGCGAGUGCUCCGGCGUCCAGCCCCAGCUGUGGGCGCGCUACGAAAUGGGUGUGGAGAGAUGCGUGAACUUGGAUGGCCUGACGGAAGCGCAGAUUGAUAAGAAGCUGGAGGAGCUCGCCAAGGCCGGAGAGUCUGCCAAAGCCAAGUAAUAUUGGAGGUCCCACAAUCUCUCGCCAUAAUGUUCACAAAUAAGUGAAACUUUAGCAGUGGGUUUCCUGCUGUCAUGACUUCGGUGCUAAGAAUGAAAUGAAAUCUUGGGUUUGUAUAACUUAAUGCGAGGAAGAUAGAAUGUUAUUCACAUGUUUGCUACACAUUCUUCUUGAGUUAUGCAAAUUUCAUUGGUUCACCAGUAUCUAUA
This is a messenger RNA of Panicum hallii, 613 nucleotides long. RefSeq names its product NADH dehydrogenase [ubiquinone] 1 alpha subcomplex subunit 2. Bases 105 to 404 code for a protein of 99 amino acids. The record is from RefSeq and is a predicted model, not a curated record. The transcript has 3 exons. NCBI's taxonomy places the organism in Eukaryota, Viridiplantae, Streptophyta, Magnoliopsida, Poales, Poaceae.